UGGAACUGUAAUGAUGGACAUUCAGUGUUGAGGAUGAGGUUCUGUUUAGAGUCUGGUUCCUCACAAGGUUUCUUCCUCAUGAAGUCUCAGGGAGUUUUUCCUUCAUCACAGUCACCACUGGGUCACUGAUUAGGGAGAAACUUAUAAAGGAACAAACUGAUAGUGAACAUUGCCCCAUAGCAGCUUUACAGAGAUAAAGAGGUUGUGUUUUUCCUUUCUGUGCUGGAGAGAGAGAAAGAGAAAGAUGAUGGACAGUGAAAAUGACAGUGAAAUUUCCUUCUCUGUUAAAUUCCUAGGCCGUGUAGAGGUGGUGCGGCGGUUGGGAUGGAGAUUCUGAUGGAAGCUGCUGCAGCACUGCAGACAGAAAAAAAGAAGAAAAAUAAAGUUCAUCUGUUUCUCUCCAAAAGUUCCAUCGACAUCUUGGAAAAUAAGACUAAAUUCAUGCUGUACUCCUGCACUCUCUCGUCCGUGUCUUUCUGCGCUGUUCAUCAGUUUCAGUCCAAACUGUUUGGCUUCAUAGCAAAUCAUCCGGCUCUCGACUCAAGUCACUGCUACGUCUUCCAGAGCACAAAAUUUUCUCAUCUGCUGGUGUCUGUGAUUGGAGAUGUGUUUCAGUCCAGCAGAUGUCUAGAUAGCAUGAGAGGAAGUCGUGAUCUGGUGGUGGAGGCCCUCAGACACAAGAAUAAAGUUCUUCAGAAGGAGAAUGUUGAACUAAAGAAGAAACUGCAGGAGAAAGGCAGAAGUGACACUGCUGAAGAGGAAACUGAUCACUCUGAUACAGAGCAGCAUACAUCACAUGUGAGAUUCAACUCAAGCAGUGACAUGACUGCAUUGCUGAGGAAUUUCUGAGCAACUUAAGUAAUAAUAGAUACACAUGCAGUGAUACACACAGUCAUACACAAUCAUACACACACACUCACACACACACACACACACACACAGUCAUACACAAAUAUAUAACACAUAUAUAUAAUAUACAUACGAACAUGCAC
This is a messenger RNA of Silurus meridionalis, 992 nucleotides long. RefSeq names its product PTB domain-containing engulfment adapter protein 1-like. The transcript has 9 exons. Lineage: Eukaryota; Metazoa; Chordata; Actinopteri; Siluriformes; Siluridae. The record is from RefSeq and is a predicted model, not a curated record. The coding region runs from base 325 to 849 and encodes 174 amino acids.